Penaeus chinensis is the source of this 2961-nucleotide messenger RNA. RefSeq lists its product as uncharacterized. The record is from RefSeq and is a predicted model, not a curated record. Lineage: Eukaryota; Metazoa; Arthropoda; Malacostraca; Decapoda; Penaeidae. Bases 247 to 2028 code for a protein of 593 amino acids. The transcript has 9 exons.
AAGGAUUAUUUGAUGAUAUCUGCCUGAAGGUUUUGUGUGCCUUUGAUUCAAGUUAAGAAGACAUCUGCAGAAUCAAAUUGGUAAAUGCAUGUAUUCAGAUUCUUAUUUUUCUUACCCAUGUAACAUGUUGCGGUGAAAAACUGCUGAAAAUUGAUCAUUCUAAUCUGAUCUGUAAUAAAGUGAGUGAAGACAUAAGGCAAAAGAACUCUGAAAGACAAAAGUGAGAGGGAAAGAAGGACAUAGUUCAUGAUGUCAAACUACACUAAGCUGAUCUGGACAUUUCUGAUGGUCGCUGCGUGCGUCCUCCCUGCCCUGACUCAGGACGACCUUGGAGGCCAGCCCGCAGUAAGUUCGGGAAGCGAUGCGGGUUCGGCGGUCGAGGGUGCUUCCGACGGCCAUUUGGGAGAGUCUCUAAGUAAUUUAGGCCAAAAGAACAAUUCCGAGUCUCUAGCGAACUACGAGCCGCUUGAAGGUGCGCCUGAUGCGAACCAGGAAGGGAACAGUGAAGUGAACACCGGAGGCAGUGGCGCGAGUCUCGACGGAGGCGCUGAAUCAAGUCACGAAGGAAGCGUCGAAGGCUCGAACUCGGGGGAAGAAGGAAGCCACGAAUUCUCGGGACCCGACAGCUCGGCUUCGAACCUCGAUGGCAGCCCCGGCGAGCACGCGGAGGGCGGCGACGGGUCCGAUCUCGAUGACGUGCAGAUGGUGGUGAGCAACGUGCCCAAUUUCGACGCCGAGGGACGCUACAACGAUACCACGGACUUCGCGGUGGGAGUCAACGGCUGGAACUUCCACGGGUGGUGGGCCAAGUUCAACAUCUCCGAGAAGAACGUCAUGGACAUCCCGGUGAACGAGGAAUCCAAGAACCACAUGACGUUCAUCUGCAAAGUGAAGGAAUAUGAGAGUUUCCUCGAAAAGAACUUCCCCGCUCUCGAGGACGCCAGGAUCUUUAUCAGUUAUUAUCUGUCAUCCGCGGCAGAAGACCUCGUCAUGAAGUUGACGAUGGAGCAGGCCGGCCGCCCCCCCCUCGAAAUCUUCACGUACACUUUCCCCGAUGACCUGCUGGAGCACCAUGAGGUCUGGGUCACCCAAGAAGUUCGCAUUCCAGACUAUUCCAGAAUUCAGCCGUUUAAGAUCAAGCUGAGUCUGUCCAGUUUAAACUCGAGUAUCUGGGCAGCGGACGAGCUUCAGUUGCUGGGUUCAGCGCCGACGUCUCAGCCCAUGAUGAACUUCACGUACCCGCCCCUCACCUCAGAGCAACCUGGAGUUAUCGCCACGUCACCAAUUGUACUGACCAAUCACACCCUUCCCGCGGUGAAUGCGACGUCACCGCCAGGUAGCAAUGCAAGCCUGAGCUCAAACUCGUCAGGCGACGGCACCAACCAGACCUCCUCAGGAUCGGGCGGAGAAGAGAAGACCGAAGACAGCAACGUCACGGGCAACAUCACCCCGGCUCCCAGCAGCGGAAAUCCCGACUUCUCGCAAAACAAGCCGAGACCGACCGACUCUCCCCGAAAUGACUCGAUCAUUGCCAAGCCCACAAGCAAGCCAAGUCAAGCAAAUACAAGCUCGGUAGUCCCCCCAAAAGCAAGUUCAGUCGUUCCUCCGGUUCAUUCGAAUGCAAGUUCGGUUGCUCCGCCUAUCCAAUCCAAUGCAAGUUCGGUCGUUCCGCCUAUAGAAUCUAACGCAAGUUCGGUUGAUCCUGGAAAACAGCCUUUCGCAAGCACGCUCGGUCCCAAUCAACCAACUCCUGAGGGAAUGAUUCCGCAAGGCAAUUUCACCGGUAUUGCCUCCUUCCUGAACGAUCUAGGUCGGCUUGAGAGUGUGGCUCAGGCUAUCUGGGACGCCUUCUACGUGUUCCUGGCACUGUUCUGCGCAUGCCUGGUGGCCCUCGUGGCACUUAUCGUCCGCGGGAGGUGCAGGGAAGACGAUCCUCCUCCAGCUGUCGCCACUUACAACCCCAGGACCGCAUCCUACCGCCUCGACAAGGUCUAUGAUAACCCUUCCUACGAUAACAAUGCGGUCUGAAGCUCGCGCGAUGACUGAGGGCGGGGUACGGCACUUUAGGCAAGGCGGUAUGUUAUCGUCCGUCGCGUUGGGGGGAAUGACGUAUACGAUAACCUUUAGUGCUUCCUUCUGUUUAUAAAGUAUAUUUUUUAAAGCUUCGUUAAUGUAUACAUGUUGGGAAGUUUAUCUAUUAGUAAUUUGAGUCAAAAGUAUAAAAAUAAAAUUUGUUUAGAAGCCAACAGUGAAGCCAAUUCUGUUUAGAAGCCAACAGUGUAAACCUAAACAGAAGAUGAAGAUAUAAAUUUGCUCAUAUUCAGUCAAUAAAGAAAAAAUUGGAUUUGCAUAAUUAUUCUGUCGCAAAUACUUCUGCAAAUACAAUAAAGAUACUAAAACAGGCUAGAAAAAAAGUUCCGGAAAGACCUUUGAUGAUAAUUUAAAAAAAAAAGACAUAUUCUGAAAAAAAACUGUGAUUAUGAACUAUAAUCACUGAAACUAAUGAUAUAUAACAAUCAUGAAUCAUUAUUGUAUGUAGUGUGAAUGUUAUGUUGUACUACUGUAUAUUGAAUUAAUAGUAUCAUAUUUAUUAUGUCUGUCAUAUAACCUUCUGUUUAAGAGACUUUCAACAAUAUGUGAUGAUGAUGAUUAUAUAUAAGUGUGAUGAUUAUAUAUAAUUGUGAACAUGAUAAAUCUUUUUUAUUAAAGUCCAGAACUGACCAUUUUAAUUGAACGUUUUGUUGAAUCUGAAUAAGAAUUAGCAUUGUAUCUUCAUACACAAUGAUGAAACAGAAGGCGUUUGUUGACUGAAAAAAAACAGCUAAAUGUAAGCGUAGCCGGUUUCUCUACAUACACACAGCCUUUAAAACACAGACUCUCUCCCUCUCUCUCUUUCUCUCUCUCUCUCUCUCUCUCUCUCUCUCUCUCUCUCUCUCUCUCUCUCUUUCUCUCUCUCUCUCU